Molecule: messenger RNA, 501 nt
Organism: Eurytemora carolleeae
Lineage: Eukaryota; Metazoa; Arthropoda; Copepoda; Calanoida; Temoridae
Product: choline transporter-like protein 5-B
Exons: 5
Coding region: 1-486 (161 amino acids)
Biological process (GO): transmembrane transport
Cellular component (GO): membrane
Molecular function (GO): transmembrane transporter activity
Source: RefSeq, a predicted model, not a curated record
AUGGGUAAUUUUUGGGGAGAGGGGUUGGAAAUAAGUUUACCAUUAAAGAUACAAAGUAAAAAAGAACAAUUUAAAUAUAAUUUAGGAAUUUUUGACGUUAACCCGUUAACUGACGACCUGUCAACUUACUUAGCUAUAAGGGACACUUGGUUGGUUUUUUUCGUCAUUAGUAUUGUUAUUUUUAUCAUUGUUGCUCUCAUCCUAAUCUUCCUAAGGACUAGGAUAAAUAUAGCGAUUGAGUUGAUCAAGGAAUCCUCUAAAGCAAUUUCCGGAAUAAUUUCCAGUCUUUUCUUCCCUGUCAUACCAUUCCUUCUACAGCUUCUAGUUGUUGCAUAUUUCUGCACUAUUGCAGCUUUCCUAGCUUCUACAGGGGAACAACAGUUUGUUGUUGCUCAACAGUGCACAGGUGAUUUGGUUCAGCUGUUCUACAGAGGUCCCAAGAAAGAAAGUAUAUUUUUUAUUGUAGGACAGUCAUACGAUUAUUGAUAAAAGGAAUUAAGU